This is a messenger RNA of Jatropha curcas, 1584 nucleotides long. RefSeq names its product Dof-type zinc finger DNA-binding family protein. Gene Ontology annotation, biological process: regulation of DNA-templated transcription. Lineage: Eukaryota; Viridiplantae; Streptophyta; Magnoliopsida; Malpighiales; Euphorbiaceae. Gene Ontology annotation, molecular function: DNA binding; DNA-binding transcription factor activity. The record is from RefSeq and is a predicted model, not a curated record.
AUUCAUGUUUUUUAAUCAAUUGUUAAAUCGAGUCGGUUUAUCAAAGAGUUUAAAUUGAAUAUUGUAUUUAUAUCAAAUUUCACUAAAAGCACUUUUAAUAAAGAUUUAAAUUUUGAUUUUUUGUUUAAAGAGAAAAGAAUGUCAAACCACUGAUUUUAACAUAUUUAUUUAUGCUAUAUAUGAUCACGUUUGUUUUUUUCAUCAAAUCAAAUUGAAUCAAUUAAUUAAAAUGACCUAACCGAUUGGUUCGAUCUGACCUAAAAAACGCUGCAACACACGCACAAUACACGACACACGCCAACAUCAAGCCAACCCCUACCUUUCUUGGUCCAGACGGCUGGCAACCGCCCACGUUUAUAUCCAACACCGCACCUACGAACCCCUCCACAUUUCUAGUCCCCACACACAUGCUCUUGCACUAACUCUCACACACAAAACAUACACUUCUUUCUUUCUCUUCUCAAUCAUAAAUAUAAAUAUGUUUACUGAUGACCAAAUGAUGUUUCAUCAGUAUUCUUCUCGGCCAUUGCCAAUGGAAAGAAAGUGGAAAUCCCAUGUUGAGCUUGCUCCUAAUUGCCCUCGUUGCGCCUCUACUAAUACUAAAUUUUGUUAUUACAACAAUUACAGUUUGUCUCAGCCUAGAUAUUUCUGUAAAGCUUGUAGACGGUAUUGGACUAAAGGUGGUUCUUUAAGAAAUGUUCCGGUUGGUGGUGGUUGUCGCAAGACUCGCAGAGCUAAGGCUGUUAGGGCUUCGCAGACUGAUCGUGUUGUUUCUUUGAAUAAUUAUAGCAGGGAUUUAACCUCUUCUAGCGUUGACUCAUUCACCCAAGAAAAUCAAACCAGUAAUGGGUCCGAUAUAGAUUUAGCUGUUGUUUUCGCUAAGUUCUUGAAUCAAGAUUCAAGUGUUAACCCCAAUGAGUUCUCGAAUUCUUUAACUGUUGAAAAGGAGAAGGUGUCGGAUCUGAUCCAAGAAUCUGAUGAUUUUCUUGAAGGUUUACCUCCAGUCUUGCUUGUAGAAGAUGGGCAACAAGAAAAUCAAGAUAGUAUUCAAGAAUUUAUAGAAAGUCCUGAAAUGGAUGCAUUUGGGUUGCAAACCUUUCUUGGAGAUCAAGAAAUGGUUCACGAAGCUUUGUGGUCUGAUCAAGAAGCUGCAACUUUAUCAAAUGUUCUUACAUGGGAAAGUACUUUAUUACAACAACAGCAACAACAAGAACGAACACAAGAAUUUGAUUCUUUUACAGUGGAAGAUCAGUUAAAGGCUUCGGCUGCCAAUCUUAUGAGCGAUAUUAAUUCUUGGUAUUCGUUUGAUCCGUCCGGAUUUGAGAUUUUCUCAAGACCUUAAUUAAUGCAUAUCAAUUAUACUCUUAUUAUUUAUUCUAUAUAUUUUGUAAUUCCGGUUGAGGUAGAGACUUGAUUUUUAGUUUUUCACUGUUACGUUCCCAGUAAAAAAGCCAUAUGGGUACAGAUUAAUUUACAUAUUAAAUCAUAUAUAAUGCAAUGAAAUCAUGUAUAUUGAUGCAAUUUAUUCUAUCUUUUCACCCAUCAAUUUGAUUUUGAUAAUGAAAGCAAAAUAUUAUUAAAUAA